Molecule: messenger RNA, 6607 nt
Organism: Eriocheir sinensis (Chinese mitten crab)
Lineage: Eukaryota; Metazoa; Arthropoda; Malacostraca; Decapoda; Varunidae
Product: serine/threonine-protein phosphatase 2B catalytic subunit 2-like
Exons: 14
Coding region: 1-1536 (511 amino acids)
Biological process (GO): calcineurin-mediated signaling
Cellular component (GO): calcineurin complex; cytoplasm
Molecular function (GO): calmodulin binding; calmodulin-dependent protein phosphatase activity
Source: RefSeq, a predicted model, not a curated record
AUGAGGCGCGAGAGUAAUAUCUUCGGAAGCAGAGGUGUGCCGUUCCCGCCGUCACACAAGUUAACAUGUUCGGAGGUGUUCGACCCGAAGACAGGCAAGCCAAAGUUCGAGUGGCUCAAGAACCACUUCAUCCUGGAGGGCCGCAUCGAGGAGGCCGCCGCCCUCCGCAUCAUCAACGAGGGCGCCGCGCUCCUCCGCCAGGAGAAGACCAUGAUCGAUAUUGAGGCGCCCGUCACAGUGUGCGGCGAUAUCCACGGCCAGUUUUACGACCUAAUGAAGCUCUUCGAGGUUGGAGGACCCCCAAACUGUACCAAAUAUCUCUUCUUAGGCGACUAUGUAGACAGGGGCUACUUUAGUAUAGAGUGUGUGCUGUAUCUAUGGGCCCUAAAGAUAUGCUACCCUAACACCUUAUUUCUAUUAAGAGGAAACCACGAAUGUAGGCAUUUAACAGAGUACUUCACAUUUAAACAAGAAUGUAAGAUCAAGUACAGUGAGCGGGUGUAUGACGCCUGCAUGGAGGCCUUCGACUGCCUCCCCUUGGCCGCCCUCAUGAACCACCAGUUCUUGUGUGUGCACGGCGGCCUCUCCCCCGAGCUGCACACCCUCGACGACAUCAGGAAACUGGACAGGUUCAAGGAACCACCUGCAUUUGGCCCCAUGUGUGACAUUCUGUGGUCAGAUCCUCUAGAGGACUUCGGGAAUGAGAAAAAUGCAGAGCACUUCUCACAUAAUUCUGUACGAGGUUGUUCUUAUUUCUAUAGCUAUGCAGCCUGCUGUGACUUCUUACAACACAACAAUCUCUUGUCCAUAAUCAGAGCUCAUGAAGCUCAAGAUGCAGGGUACCGCAUGUAUCGUAAAAGUCAAACAACAGGAUUCCCCUCCCUUAUUACAAUAUUUUCUGCUCCAAACUACCUGGAUGUGUACAAUAACAAGGCUGCCGUUUUGAAGUAUGAAAAUAAUGUGAUGAACAUCCGACAAUUCAACUGCUCCCCUCACCCUUACUGGCUGCCAAACUUUAUGGAUGUUUUCACCUGGUCACUUCCAUUUGUUGGAGAGAAGGUCACGGAGAUGCUGGUGAACGUGCUCAACAUCUGUUCUGACGAUGAGCUCAUGGAUGGAGAGGAAUCCAUUGAUGAAGCAACAACAGUGCUAAUUGUGCCGGAAAAAGGAGCCAUGCGGAAGGAGGUCAUCCGGAACAAGAUUCGUGCCAUUGGCAAGAUGGCUCGUGUAUUCUCAGUUCUAAGAGAGGAGAGCGAGAGUGUGCUACAACUGAAGGGCCUCACUCCUACUGGUGCUCUCCCACUUGGAGCUUUGUCAGGAGGAAAGGCAUCUCUCAAAAAUGCUAUGGCUGGUUUCUCACCAAAUCACAAGAUCACAUCAUUUGCGGAGGCUAAAGGGUUAGACGCCAUGAAUGAGCGCAUGCCACCCCGAAAGGAUGCCCCAGCCAUACCACAGCCUGUUGCGUCAUCGCCGGCUGCAGCGGAAGAUGCAGAAAAAUCCAAUUCCUCCAACACAGCACCCAACACCCACUUGUGAAACCCACAGCCUCAGGUGGCUAUAAUUUAUUAGAACACUGUUAAUACUUAAAGUACUAGUAGAAGAUAAAGCACAUUAGACCUUAUUUUUAUUAUUUCUCAAAUUCACAUCAUUACGUUUUCUCCAGUCACAACUUCCAUUCACUGGGAUUUUACUACAAAAUAUAUAAUAUAUAUAAUUCUUAUAUUAGUUCUAAUGUUUUCUUCCAGACUGACUUGGAUGCAUUUAAUUGUAAUAAAUACCUAAAGUUUUGUCCAUGAAAAAUUUCCUUUUUCUUUGCACCCAUUACAUGCUGAUCAUACAAACAGGUUGUUAGAGCUUUUACAGUAAGGCAUGAGAAAGCACCAGAAGACCCUCCAUUUCCGAGUUUCUUUAAACCAUUAUUAAGGAAUACACAAUAUAUACACAACAAUAAAAUAAUAAAGCACCACCUUGAUUCGUAACACUUCCUUCCUUAUAAUUAACUGAUCUCAGUUAUUCUCCACCUUUUUUAGUCUUAUGAGGUUCAGCACUGAUAACUUCCCAGUGUGCCCCAUAUAUUGCUGGUGCUUUUUAAAUAUUUUUCUGGCUCAUGAAAACAUUCUAAUCUCUGUUCUUUAACAUUUUGAAGCUGGAGGUGCUGGUGUCUUACUGUAAAUUAAUAUAUAAUUAAGUUAAUAAUCAUUAAAACUUUAUUUUUAUUAUUAUCAAUAUUUCUGGAAAGAAAUCUGACCAUUGGUUAUGAAAAAUCCAAACAUAAUACACAUCCCUGACAACCAGAUUACAGUUCAGCAUCAGUUGUGUAGAUCUUUUUUUAAAAAAAUUUCAUGUACUUGUUUAUAGAAAGUCUGUAAGGGAGAAUCUUGGAGCAAUGGCGAGUUAUGUUAACCUGUAGAUAUGCAGCUUUGUCCUGUUUUGUUGCAGUGAAUGAACAGUUUUCCCUCACUUGAUUUGUGAGCAUUAGGAAUUAUGCCACACUCAGCAUUCCCUACAUAUCAUGGUUUAUUAUGUUUCUACAUAUUUCCUUAUUUUUCCAUAAAGAUAAGGGUUAUCUUCAUGCUAUCCAUAUAUACGUCAGUCCUCAUGAGGGGCAACAUCAGUGUUGCUCAGAAGUGCCAAACUUUUCCUGGUAUGGUGUAUAUAAAUUCAUGGCAGAAACUUCAAAGGCAUUAUAAUGAUGUAGGAUAUUGAUGUUAUAUUCAAACUAGUACAUUGGAAGUCAGCUAUUAUCAAAUUAAGUAAGAUACACAGGAUAGCUUUGGUAGAGAGGAAACAGUUCAUGAGUCUUGAAUUAGAAUGCUACAAGUGCCAUCAAAGGGGUGGUGAACAAGAUGGAAUUUGUGGGUUUAGUAUGUUCUUUGAAAUGCUUGUUUAUAAAAAGUUUGUGUGCUCUUAUGAUUGAAAAUGCUAUCAGCUGAGUAUUUCUUCAGGCAUCCAUGAAUGGUCUGGUUGGUAUGUAUAAGAAUUUGGAAGCCUCAGGUCUAAGAAUUAUUUUUUACCAUUCAUAACAUUUAAACCAGUCACUGCUUAAUGUUUUGUAACUUUUUUUUUUUUAAUGUUGCCACUUUAUUUGUAAGCUAAUUUAUUUGACUGUCAAAAAUGUCUAAUAGAGCAACUGCAGUGUUACAAAGCUGCUGGAACAGGUAACUGUCCCUGUGGUACUGAGAAUGGAGUAAACUUUCUCCCCCUCCCAAAAUUACAAAUCACAGGGGUAAAAAGCUCAUGGGUAGUCUCUAGGAGCAUUGCCAAGUGUAGCUGAACUUGUCAGUUAUAGUAUGAAUACUAGAUGGAAAAUUAGUCAGUGAAGGUUUAGUAAUAUAAAAAAAUUAAUGCAAGCAAAAUGUCUUAGCAAAAUUAAAUGUUCGUCAGUGUAUACAUUGGCUAGGAUAGUUAGAAGAUUAAUUUGUACUUUUCUCUAAUUCUUUUUAGGAAACUAUUUGUGACCAUUUUCCAAAGCAUUCAUUGAAAGAAAACUACUUAGACAUGUAAGAUAUUCAGCCCAAAGACCCAAAUUAUCACAAUGAAAGCUUUAUAGAGUGUUGGGUUUAAUUUAUUGUUUCAUUAUACUCAUUUUCUCAUAUUAAUUGAUGUGAAGAAAUCAUUUGUAUUCAAAAAUAAUAUUUAUGCAGUAUUAAGGUUUUGAUCAUUAUCACUAGUAGUUUUUGGAAUGAUCACGUGACAUUCAUUAAGAUACACAUUUUGAUAACUAAGUACUCCUGCCAGCUGAUUACUUGCACAUCACAUGAGCUGCUACUCUAGCCCCAGACCACUCAGCUCUGUGAAUGGCCACUGAAUAGUUUUUGCAAAUUUAUUGUUUAAAACUCUAACUCCAAAUGCUCACACAAAAAAACUGUCAUGAUAAUUUCAAAUGACAUUAAUUUUACUGAACAAUGUAUGAGCAUUUCUACUGGUUUGAGAUUCAAAGGAUGAAUGAACAAGGGAACUGACUGUGCAUUGCAGUGUACUAGACUGGUUCCACUCAGGUGAAAGUAAGUGACAAGUUGAAAUGAUAAAUUUUCUGUAUACGGUGAUGUGCAUCGAGCAUGUCUUAAAUAUCUUAUUUCUUUGUUCAGAACUGUUCUUGGCUUUUGUGAAGAGGCUUUAGGAUUGAACAUGCAUAGGAAUGAUUGUAUGUGAAUGAUUUGUGACUUAUGAGUAUAUAAGAGAUGCCAUCUCACUGGAAGAGGAUUAAAGAAUGUGUUAGGGUUUAGGGUAGGUCAACAUUGCUGAGUGUAGAGGAGUUUUAUUACCUGGGAGACAUGCAGUGUAGGAAGUAGAGAUGUUUUUGCUUAUGUUGCAAGUGCAGGAAUAGGUUUUCAGGAGCAAAACAAUUGAGAGUAGCAGAAUACAGCUAUCAGGGAAAACACUCAGUUCAAAUCCAGCCCACACACAAAAAAGUUAGAAUGAGAAUAGCAAUGGAGUGGACCAGUUUUGGUAAACGGUAAUAUCAUGAUUAGCAAGCUGCCACUCUCCCUAUCCCAACAUAUGGGUCAGAAGCUUGGAGCCUCACAAGAGAUUUAGCAAGAGAGCUAAGAAACCCACUGAAUGGAGAGAAAAAUGUUAGGUAAAACACGUAGAGAAUAUCUUAAGAAUAAGUGGAAUUGGAUAUAGAAUUGAUAACAAAUGGGCUAAAAGAGUAACAGAGUGGCAACCAGAAAUUGUGGCAGACACGGGAGGCACAGGAUCAGGUGGGAAGAUAAAAUUAGAGUGUUCAUUAGAGCAGGAUGGAGUACAUUAACAUCAGAGAGAAAAGUGGAAAAUGCUGGGAAAGGCCUUUGUCCUGCAUUAGACUAGUAAUAGCUGAAGGUGAGAGAAGAUGUGUGAAGAAGUCAAAAAAGGCUAGGUGAUGCAAGAAAUUUACUUCUUUGCAACAAAAGUUACUGAAUAUUUUGAUGUCACACAUCUUUUCUGUGCAGUGAAACUAUGCAUCAGAUGGAAAUCUAUGGUUUCACACAUUAGUUUAAUGGUGUGACUGAUAGUGCUGCUUAUUUUCAUCGGGCAGAAAAUUUUGACCUGGAUCAUUGUGGGUUUUUAGUUGGUAUAAAUUGUAGCAGGCAAAUACAGGAAAUUGAACAAUGUGAUAUUACUGUAAAAAGAAACCGAUAUAUUAGCAGGAAAACAGACAGUGAUGACCUACAAGAUGGCUGCAUAUGGUAAAAGAAUGUGAAAUCUCUCAUGGCAUGUGGAAUAUGAAUAUGCUAAUGACUGACUUGACUAAACAACAAAACUUAAACAAAGGAAGGUGUACAUCUUAGGAGUACACCCCUCAUUUACUGACUAACCUAUGCCUGAAAGACAUUACAUUGACAUUUUUGUGUUCAUAGAAUGUUGCAGUGGUUUAAUUUUUAUAAAGACCAGCAAAAAAGAGGCUGACAGCAACACAUCAAGCAGUGGUGGCGCAGUGACCUGUUCCCUUCCCCAUAAUGAGUAGGGAACAUGGAAAACAAUCAUACCAGUUGAAGCUGUUCAAUACAAUAUUUUUUUUGUUUAUGCAUUGAGCCAAUUCAACCGCCCCAAUCUGUCUUGUGAAGACAUUUUGAUCCUACUUUUUGUUUGAUAUCCAUUUCAAAAUUAUUGCAGGUUUGAUUUAUACCUGAGAUAUAAGGAUUAAGGAUACCUGUCUACAUGUGUCCAGCAUAUUGUAAAAGACGACUAAAAGGGACCGAGCUGUCCUACAGGAGUUGAGGUUGGGAACACAAACCCCCUCAAUUAUUUUUGCUUCAGAAACUCAAUGAAAUAGAAAUUUCUAAAAAGGGUGUCAGAUAAUGGAUGAUGAUGAUCACAUGAUAUGUGAAAUAUUUAUCAUAUUAACUUUUAACUGAAUCACACUGUUUGAAUGCCAGGUUCAGGAGUUUAAAUUUAUGGUGUACCACAAGAGACCGGUCUGAAAAUAAUUAGAAUUUGAGAAGCAGGUAACCUUUACUUCAUAAUGUAACACCAUUUCAAGUCUUAGUAAAUGCAAAGUGGUUUGGAGCACUCAUAAAUAGUUUGCUAUGGACCCUUCAUUACCAUCUCUGGCACUUACUGCAGAACAUUGAAGUUACUACUAUUCUCAUGUAAAGUUGGAUGUUACAUUGCAGUUAAACUGAGUAAAUAUAUUAGGGUUACAUAAUUUCAAACCGUAUGUGCAAUAAAAGGUUUUUCCAGUAUUGCAUCAGCUAUUUAUAACUUAUUUAAUCUAUAACAACAAUACUGCACUCCUAUCUCUGUUUAAAUAUUACUGAGAUCUACCUAUAUCUUGUACAGAAGAGCACAAUUCUACCCCACUUAUCAUUAUUAAUACCAUAUGUUGUAGACAAUAAUUGAAGGGUAACUCUGAAUGUACAUACUUAUAACUUACUCCUUGCAGUAACUGGGAAUGUACAUAGUUAUAGCUUGCUCUCUUUCUUUUAAUGAAUGCUCACAACUCUGAUGUGACAGUAUCAAUUAAUUUCUGGAAAUUUAUGAUUGUCAAAUUGCAAGAUUUUCCCAGUUUCAAAACUUUCAGUAUGCUGAAUGAAGUAUUCAAAAUACCAAACAGUUGCUUCAAAACUUUGUAAUUGUGACCAAAUAUAUACCAGACCUAGAAAGUUUGCACUAGGAGUGGCCUCAA